Messenger RNA from Aspergillus brunneoviolaceus CBS 621.78, 2210 nucleotides. Its product is annotated as carnitine O-acetyltransferase CAT2. The transcript has 2 exons. Gene Ontology annotation, cellular component: peroxisome; mitochondrion. The coding region runs from base 308 to 1945 and encodes 545 amino acids. Lineage: Eukaryota; Fungi; Ascomycota; Eurotiomycetes; Eurotiales; Aspergillaceae. The record is from RefSeq and is a predicted model, not a curated record. Gene Ontology annotation, molecular function: carnitine O-acetyltransferase activity. Gene Ontology annotation, biological process: carnitine metabolic process.
CUCUGCUCUCUGCUCUCUGCUCUCUUUUCUUCUUAUUCCUCCCCCCUACUCUCGCUGCCCUCUUUCUACCCUGCGACUACCAACUCACCUCUCUUCUACCACCCUCUCGUUCCAGUCACAACCGUGAGGGAUGUUUACGGCUGCGAGCAGAAGCCGCCUCCCCACUCUCCUACGUCCCCAGUCAUGGCUCCCCGGCGCAAGGCCUCAUCUGUCCCUGAGGGUAAGCGAAAGUCUGCCAAUCCUCCAGCAACAAGACGGCUAACGCGCAUUCGACACAGGCUACACAGAGGAUCUCUCCAAAGGGAAGAUGCUCCGCUUCGAAGACUCACUCCCCCGAUUGCCCGUCCCUUCGCUAGAGGAAACCGGCCGGCGGUACUUGAAGUCCGUCCACCCCCUGGUGUCCGAGGCGGAGUACGAGCGCACCAAGAAGGCGGUGGAGGCGUUCGUGCGGCCCGGUGGUGAGGGCGAGCCCCUGCAGGAAAGGCUGCUCGCCCGCGCCGCCGACCCCAAGACCAAGAACUGGCUUCUGGAAUGGUGGAACCACGCGGCGUACCUCGCCUACCGCGACCCGGUCAUCCCCUACGUCUCCUACUUCUACUCGUACCGCGACGAUCGCGCCCGGCGGGACCCCGCCAAGCGGGCUGCCUCGGUCACCACCGCCGCGCUCGAGUUCAAGCGCCAGGUGGACUCGGGCGAGCUGGAGCCGGAGUACAUGCGCGGCCAGCCCAUGGCGAUGAGCUCGUACGAGUACAUGUUCAACUGCUGCCGGAUUCCGGGCGAUGGGGUGGACUACCCCCAGAAGUUCCCCGCCCAGGACCACGAGCACAUCGUGGUGGUGCGCAAGAACCAGUUCUUCAAGGUCCCCUUGGCCGUCAACGGCCGGCCGCUGAACAACACCGAGUUCCAGCGCCAGUUCGAGCGGAUCUACCAGAUCGCCCAGCGGUCGCCCCCGGUUGGCGUGCUGACGGUCGCCAACCGAGACUCGUGGGCCGACGCCCGGAAGAAGCUGCUGGCAGCGCACCCGGCGAACGAGCAGGCACUGCGGGACAUCGAGUCGGCCGGGUUCGUGGUGUGCUUGGACGAUGCGUCGCCCGUGACCCUGGAGGAGCGCGCUCACCAAUACUGGCACGGCGAUGGCGCCAACCGCUGGUUUGACAAGCCGCUGCAAUUCAUCGUCAACGACAACGGCACGGCCGGGUUCAUGGGUGAGCACAGCAUGAUGGACGGCAGUCCCACCCACCGUCUCAACGACCACCUCAACGGCCUGAUCUUCGGCAACAAGAUCGACCUCUCGGAGCAGGCGGUGCGGUCGGACCUGCCCGACCCGCGGCCGAUCAACUUCCACCUCAACGGCGAGGUGGAGGAGGCGAUCGAGGCGGCCACCAAAGAGCACCGGCAGCAGAUCUCGAACCACGAGCUGAAGGUGCAAGCGUACCAGGGCUACGGUAAGGGCCUGAUCAAGAAGUUCAAGUGCAGCCCGGAUGCGUACGUGCAGAUGAUCAUCCAGCUGGCCUACUACAAGAUGUACGGCAAGAACCGCCCGACGUACGAGUCGGCGUCGACCCGCAAGUUCCAGGAGGGCCGCACGGAGACGAUCCGCACGGUCUCGGACGAGAGCGUGGCCUUCUGCAAGGCUAUCAGCGACCCGGCCGUUGCCCGAGAGGAGGUGGUGCGGUUGUUCCGCGCGGCGCUGGCCGCUCACUCCAAGUACACGGCUGAGGCCAGCGACGGCCGGGGCGUAGACCGUCAUCUGUUUGGACUGAAGAAGCUGGUGAAGGAGGGGGAGAAGCUGCCUGCCCUGUACGAGGACCCAGCCUAUGCAUACAGCGGCUCGUGGUACUUGUCCACCAGCCAGCUGAGCUCGGAGUUCUUCAACGGCUACGGAUGGAGUCAGGUGAUUGACGAUGGGUUUGGCAUUGCCUACAUGAUCAACGAGAACAGGUGAGUUGCUUCUGUCACUGUGCAUGGCCAGGACAUUACUAACGUGUGUAGUCUGAACUUCAACAUCGUGUGCAAGCGCCUGGGGGCGGAGCGCAUGAGCUACUAUCUGAAUGAGGCGGCUUCCGACUUGCGGGACGUGUUGAUGCCUGACCUGGCUGCUCAGAGCGAGAAGGCGAAGUUGUAGUAUACCAUAGAUAGAGUGGGAUGGGAUCUGGAGAUAUACCUUGUAGAUCAGAAGACCGUACUGAACUGAGUUGUUUACCCAAGCA